AUGGCCUCUUCCACUGACGACGAUAAUAUCCCAGAGUCUCAUUACCAUUUUAAUGCUUCGACUUUGGCUUUAUCAUCGAAAACUUUCAGGGAUCCUAAUUUAUUGCAAACUUCCUUACAAGCCAGAUUACCGUGGACCACAAAACCUACUAACAAGGGGGAAGAACAAAAUCUAUACGAUGAAGAGUUGAUACCACCCGAGAAUUUUACCAUGAUAGCAACUUGGGUCUAUCGAAGUAGCUUCCCAAAGAAAAAGAAUUUUGCGUUCUUAAAAAAAUUAGGUUUAAAAAGUAUUCUGACUUUAAUUCUCGAAGAUUAUCCUGAGCUAAAUAUGAAAUUUUUGGAAGCGAAUAACAUCAAAUUAUUCCAAUUUGGAAUAGCGGGAAAUAAGGAACCAUUUGUUCAUAUACCUGAAGACAAAAUAUGUGACGCUCUCGCAGUGAUUUUGGAUAGACGAAAUCAUCCGAUUCUAAUUCAUUGUAACAAGGGCAAACAUCGAACAGGCUGUCUAGUUGGUUGCCUUCGUAAACUACAACGCUGGUCACAUACAUCAAUUUUUGAUGAGUAUCGAAGAUUCUCACAUCCUAAAUCUCGCUCUAUGGAUCAGCAAUUUAUUGAAUUAUUUGAUGCAAGUCAAGUAUGGAAGCUCGUAGAUAAAAAUUGGGUGCCGAAUUGGGAAGUAUUGGAAAAUCCAUGGUGA
Molecule: messenger RNA, 699 nt
Organism: Ambispora leptoticha
Lineage: Eukaryota; Fungi; Glomeromycota; Glomeromycetes; Archaeosporales; Ambisporaceae
Source: the annotation of a GenBank genome assembly